Linum trigynum is the source of this 1275-nucleotide messenger RNA. NCBI's taxonomy places the organism in Eukaryota, Viridiplantae, Streptophyta, Magnoliopsida, Malpighiales, Linaceae. The record is from the annotation of a GenBank genome assembly.
CGUGCCCCAUAAUAAAUUACCCGACCCGUACCCGACCUGCCACGGGGCGGGAAUGGGUAUCGAGAUACCCGCCCCCGGACAUGCCCAUUGCCAUUCGUCCGCAUAGAACAUCAAUCUGCCGCCGGCAAGGGCACCGGCCACGAGCUCUCCGUCACCUCAUCGACCUUGGCGACUAGGUGGAAAGACGACCGAGUCCAGGCGACGGCGGAAUCAAAAGCGACCAAUCCAGAGCUUGAAGCCCUCAUCUUCCCCGGGGAUACCUAAUCCCAUGGAGGAAUCGAUGGAAAUUUCAAUCACGAACCUUCCUCUCCUCCUCCCCCGUAUCUGCUGCCGCCGCCAAAAGCCGUCCUCCUGUCUCAAUCUCCUCCUCCGCCUCCUCACUCUCCUCCCUCAAGCCCCACCAUAGAAACUGAACUCCAGAUCCAGACGAUUCUCAGUCACCAAAUUCACCGCCGCCGUUGUCCCAUCAAUCACUGCUGCUAUUUUCGUCGGCGACAAGCUCCGCGAAGCCACGCUCCCGUACCUCGGCAUCGUGAAGGUGAUGAAUCUGGAGGAAGGAGGCUCGUUUCUCACCACACCAGUUGGAGUUCGUUCAGAUCUCUCUCGCUAAGAGAAAGAGCAGUGGAUGGCGACAUGGUUAACGGAGCGAUUCCGGCAAGAUUUUCCACCGCCGGACUGGGACAGACAACACUGCGUCCGAUUCCGCUUGGCCGAUUUCCUAUGCCCUGUUUUGCUAGAGGCAGGGGAUAUUACUAGGCAUGGAUCGGACUCCAGAUUUUGCUGGUCGAGUUUCAGGAGAGUAGACUUCUCAAUCCUUCCUCUUCCAGUUUCGUUUCUGCCGCCAUUCAAUUUCGUUACAUUCUUGAUCGAUUCGUUCGAUUCUCCGACGAAAUCCAUUUCUUCUAUCCUUCUAUUCGAUUGAUUCCUCGACGAAUUCACUUCCUUUGAUUUUCUCAAUCGACGAUUGGCCACAGAAUCAGAAACUCAUUUCAUCGGGGAAGAAGAAACGAUUUGAGCAAGCGGCGGAGAUGAGAGUUGAUGACUCUACCUCCAAAUCAAGUUGCAAAGGAGCUAGGGAGAUAGAAGCUUGCAGGAGCAAAGAUGAAGAUGAAAAGAAAGGGUGGUUGAGUUGGUGGUGUCUUCAGAUCUCUCUCGAACUCAAAAAAAGUUUUUUUUUUACAGAACAAACCCAGGAAAGAUGAAGAAGAAAAAUAUGUUAUGUUGGCAUUUUUGGAAAUAAUAUUUCUUAAUUAUUAAUAUAAUUUAAUUUGACAU